Molecule: messenger RNA, 1353 nt
Organism: Rhodotorula graminis WP1
Lineage: Eukaryota; Fungi; Basidiomycota; Microbotryomycetes; Sporidiobolales; Sporidiobolaceae
Exons: 2
Source: RefSeq, a predicted model, not a curated record
CCGACCUACCUACUUGCACGCUCUCGAGCACCACUAGAGCUCAGCUCCAGAGCCGACCAGCACGAUUGCGACCCCGACCCCGAGUCAGCGCGACCAUCACCGAGGCGGUGCUCGCACGUUCGAACUUCGCCCAAGUUCCCCCCCGCUCCGAUGGCCUCCACCUCUCUCCCUCCUCCCACACCCUCGCCCCGUGUCGCCAGCUCGAGCAGCUCGAGCAGCAGCGACGACUUUGCAUUCCUCGAGGCCAAGCACUACUUGACCACGAUCCGCAUGCCGUCGUUCGCCAGCUCCCCCUUCGAGGCCGGCGCCCACGCCGCCGCCGACCUCGAGGCCAAGUCCGCCAGCUCGGCAUCGUCGUCGUCGUCGAGCCUGCCGUGGACGCCCGCCCGCCGCGACUCGUACUCGUCCAUGUACUCGUCGCCGUCGUCUGCCGGCAGCUCGACCGAGUGCGGCGACUCGUCGGACGAGGACGAGGCCGUCACCCCCCCCGUCUCGCCCGACCUCCUCCCGACCGGCGCUGCCGGCGUCGACCUCAAGGGCAAGGGCAAGCAGGCCGACCACGACGCGUUCAACCUCGCCGCCCUCCACUUCUCGCUCGCCGACGUCGCCGAGGACGACGCCGAGUGGGUCCAAGCCGUCCCCAUCGAGGCCGUCGUCCCCACUCCGGUCGCCCCCUCACCUCGUGGCAACCCGGCGGCGCCCUCGUCCACCACCCUCGCCGCCAAGCCCACCGCGCCCGAUCCGCACGAGCAGGCGGCCGCCGCCGCCGUCCGCCCGGUCCCGCAGCCCUCACCGCCCGAGUCGGUCGCGCCCCCUCCCUCGGCCGACGACGACGCGCGUGGUCGCUCGCGCUGGCCCCGCCUCCUGUGGCGCUCCGAGCUCGACGUCGACUCGCUCGUCGUCCUGCGCGACUACCACGAGCGCGCCAUCGGCGAGCCGCUCCCCGUCCUCCGCCGCGGCAUGCGCCCGCGCGAGGUGGCGCGCUGGUCGCGCCGCAUGGAGGACGCCGGCCUCUAGAGCGCGCCCGCACCCACCUUCCUUUCGUCGUCGUCAACCACCUCACCACUCGAUCCGACUCGGCCCUGUACCACUCGCCCCUUUCGCUUUUCUCGCUCGCGUCGUCGCCCUCACGCGGUCCACCCUCGUCGACUGCGCUCGGCGCACGUCCUCCCCUUUCCCCUUGCUAGUCCUCCCCCCUUUUUUUGACCUCCCCAUCUCGGAGCAGCAGUACCACCCCCCCUUCGUACCCUCCCCCUUCUCGCGCUUUCCCUCUGUACAGACCCCUCCCCGAUCUUGCCCGCGAAGGCACCACGAGCAAAAAGCAACAAACGCAAUUUUCAGUUCCACCCUGUG